Molecule: messenger RNA, 8404 nt
Organism: Carcharodon carcharias (great white shark)
Lineage: Eukaryota; Metazoa; Chordata; Chondrichthyes; Lamniformes; Lamnidae
Gene: agap1
Product: ArfGAP with GTPase domain, ankyrin repeat and PH domain 1
Exons: 19
Coding region: 395-4399 (1334 amino acids)
Cellular component (GO): nucleus
Molecular function (GO): GTPase activity; protein binding; GTPase activator activity
Source: RefSeq, a predicted model, not a curated record
GAUCCGCUCUCAGUGCCCGGUGCCCUCGCCCCGCUCGCAGGCGGGCGAUGCAACACUGAACCAAAUCUCGUUUGCAUCUAUCUGCCAAGGGAAGGAGGGAAUCAAUGGCAUUCAGUCACCAAGCUCUGGCUUUUCACACACCUGCCUCUGUCUCUGCGCUGCCUCCUGCAUAGACUGGAUUCACACACACGCGCUAAGGAGCAUUCUGCUAUUGCAUGUUCCUCCACUCAGUGGUUCAGUGUUGGAUGUUCCUCCACUGAGUGGUUCAGUGUUGGAUGUUUCCCAUUGAGCAGUCUAAUGUUGGAUGUUCCUCUAGUGAGUGGUCCACUGUUGAAUGUUCCUCCAUUGAUCAGCCUAGUGUUGGAUGUUCCUCCGUUGAGUGGCCUACUGUUGGAUGUUUCAGGUACAGACGAAGGUGGAAGGAGCCAUGUACUUGCUGGACAAUGAGCCCUACCCUGAGAUGAUGAAGAGGGGGACUCCUCAGAGGAAGACCGUCUACCGGAUCUCCCUCACUCUGGUCAAACGGGAGGCAGCCACGGCCGAGGCUGGCAGCAAACCUUCACCUUCCCCCCGAUCUGAGGGGGCUCCAGACAGGCCAGGCUGCCCCAGUGGCACCCACCAGCCCGGGAGCCAGUGCCCAGCUGAGUGUAGCGAAGCUGAUGAUGAAUUUGAGCCACAAGCAAAUCUUCGGAGCUUUCGGACCUUCAGCACUGGCCACCUGGAACUGGGCAGGCUAAAGGUGGCCAGGAGGUCCCGAGAUCUGGGCUUCAAACUCAAGGACAAUCCAACCAAAGACCUGGUCACGUUGAGGCGCAGAGAUGGGACUUUGGCCAGACCGAGCAGCAUGCUGGCGACGGUGGAUGUGGAACUAAAGAACAAGAAAAAUUGGACCCAUUGCACUGAGAAGCUGGGGACAGGAGCUGAAUCCAAGGAACAGGUUACUGGGACUACCAGUAUCUCAAACCAGGGAAAGGACCAACAAGAAGGCAGAUCUUGUACUGAAGGAAGUAGAAGAGGAGAUCCAGCCAAAGCCCUUUGUGUGAAAGAGUUCUCAACACCUUUACAGUCCAUUAAUACAGAGGCACUUUAUCCAAGGAAAUCGCCAAGAGCAGGGGGCAAGUCAGCUUUGAGGAAAAUUGAGACAACCAUCAAGAGAGACUCGAAUGAUUCACUGAAGAGUCCUUUGGGGGACAAGGAGCUAAUAACAGUGUCACCUCCUAGUUCAGAGGCUGAUUCCUCUAAGCACAUUGCUCCAAAAGGGGAACAUGGUUUACUGUCUGUUGCCCCAGUAGUGGGCUCAUCUCUGCCAUCUGACUGUUCAACUAUUUGCGUAGAUGCCAUCAAACAAACUCCCCCGACGUCUAUGGCAACAGACAAGCGGCAUCCAAGUUUACUCAGAAGAAGCUUCAGCUUCAGACACUGGAAUGGAGAGCUAGUGAGGUUUAAAGCAUUAUCGAAGGAGAGACAUCACGGCAGCUCCAGCUGUCUCUCUGGCGUGGAGACUGGAAGCGAAUUCAAAGUCCAAAAGCCUGAGUCUUACUAUGGGGAACCUUUAACAAAUGAGAAGCGGAACACCUUAGAUGUUGGGGAAGUGCUGAAUAAAACGGAUCCACUCUCCGAGCCUGGACGGUGGGAGCGGGGAAAACGAAAGAACAGGACUUUAGACAACAGUGACAUUCACAAGCUUUCUGAAAACUUAGAGAUGGGGAGGGAUGGCUUUUUAACAGGUGCUGUGAGGUCCAGCUCCCAGGAGCACAAACUCUUCAGGUUUUUUAGUGGCAUUUUCUCAAAGCGUGAUGGUACUUCAACACCUGUUACAAGUCCUUAUGGAAAAUCACACCGGGAUCAUGUUGCCAAAUCCAAAGGAUAUGCUCGCAGCCAGAAGAAGGGAGUACCGGCCUUAGAGCAGUCUAGCAGUGAGAGCAUUGAUGAAAAUAUUUCUCAAAACGAUGCAUUUGUAAACAGCCAAGAGUGGACGCUUAGCCGAUCUGUGCCAGAACUCAAAGUGGGAAUUGUCGGUAAUUUAGCCAGUGGCAAGUCAGCCUUGGUCCAUCGGUAUCUGACAGGCACCUACGUCCAGGAGGAGUCACCUGAAGGUGGGCGCUUUAAGAAAGAGAUUGUGGUGGACGGCCAGAGUUACCUACUGCUGAUCAGAGAUGAAGGGGGGCCUCCAGAGGCACAGUUCGCAAUGUGGGUGGAUGCUGUUAUCUUUGUCUUCAGUUUGGAGGAUGAGAACAGCUUCAAUGCGGUCUACUAUUACUACACCAGGAUGGCUAACUAUCGGAGCACCACAGAGAUGCCGAUGGUACUGGUUGGGACGCAAGAUGCCAUCAGUGCAGCGAAUCCACGUGUGAUUGAUGACUCCAGGGCCCGGAAACUCUCCAACGAUCUGAAGCGAUGCACUUAUUACGAGACGUGUGCCACCUACGGCCUGAAUGUGGAGCGGGUGUUUCAGGACGUUGCCCAAAAGAUAGUGGCCACGCGAAAGAAGCAACAGCUCUCUAUUGGACCAUGCAAGUCGCUGCCUAAUUCCCCGAGCCACUCGUCGGUGUGCUCUGCACAGGUCUCCGCUGUUCACGUCAGCCAGACAAGUAAUGGUGGAGGGAGUUUGAGCGAUUACUCCUCUUCUGUCCCUUCCACACCCAGCACAAGUCAAAAGGAGCUACGAAUAGACAUUCCUCAAACCGCCAACACUCCAACUCCUGUUCGAAAACAGUCCAAGCGACGGUCUAAUAUAUUUGCUUCUCGAAAAGGAAGUGAUCUAGACAAGGAGAAGAAAAAUCUUGAGACCAGAGCAGACAGUAUUGGGAGCGGCCGAGCAAUCCCAAUUAAGCAGGGUAUGCUACUUAAGAGGAGUGGGAAGUCACUGAACAAAGAGUGGAAGAAGAAGUAUGUAACGCUGUGUGAUAACGGACUCUUGACGUAUCAUCCGAGUUUGCAUGAUUACAUGCAGAAUGUCCAUGGAAAGGAGAUCGACCUCCUUCGGACUACAGUCAAGGUCCCAGGAAAGCGGCCCCCUCGUGCCACCUCAGCCUGUGCCCCUCUCUCCAGUCCCAAAACAAACGGUCUGCCCAAAGACCUGAGCAGUUUGCACAUUUCGCAGAAUCCAGGUAACGUGACCCCUACAGGCUCAACAACACAGAUGGCGAGUGGAAUCAGCCUGGUCUCCUUCAACAGCCGCCCCGAGGGCAUGCACCAACGCUCAUACUCCGUCUCCAGUGCUGACCAGUGGAGUGAAGCCACAGUGAUCGCCAACUCUGGCAUCAGCAGUGAUGCUGCCAGACCUGAUACUGGCCUGGGAGAUUCUGUCUGUUCAAGCCCCAGCAUAUCAAGCACCACCAGUCCCAAGCUCGAGCCUCCACCUUCACCCCACGCCAACAGGAAGAAGCAUCGCAGGAAGAAGAGCACUAGUAAUUUCAAAGCAGAUGGCAUCUCGGGCACAGCAGAAGAGCAAGAAGAGAAUUUUGAAUUUAUAAUUGUCUCUCUCACGGGCCAGACAUGGCACUUUGAAGCUGCCUCUUACGAGGAGAGGGAUGCGUGGGUGCAGGCGAUUGAAAGCCAGAUUCUGGCCAGUUUGCAGUCCUGCGAGAGCAGCAAGAACAAGUCACGACUGGCAAGCCAGAAUGAAGCCAUCGCCCUUCAGUCAAUCAGGAACAUUCGUGGCAAUUCUCAUUGUGUGGACUGCGAGGCACUAAAUCCAGACUGGGCCAGUUUAAACCUAGGAGCCCUCAUGUGCAUUGAAUGUUCUGGUAUCCACCGCAACCUUGGCACCCACCUAUCACGGGUUCGCUCCCUCGAUCUUGACGAUUGGCCCCUGGAGCUCAUCCGGGUAAUGUCAUCCAUUGGGAACGAAGUGGCUAAUGGCAUUUGGGAAGGAAGUGCUCAGGGACGCAGCAAACCCUCACCGGAUUCCACAAGGGAAGAGAAGGAGCGUUGGAUCCGUGCUAAGUAUGAACAGAAACUGUUCCUGAUCCCACCGCCGUGCUCAGACAUUCCCUUGGGACAACAGCUGCUACGUUCUACAGCUGAGGAGAACUUGCGGGCUGUCAUCCUGCUCCUAGCCCACGGCUCCAAGGAUGAAGUAAAUGAGACUUACGGAGAGGGAGACGGACGCACAUCCCUGCACUUGGCCUGUAGGAAAGGGAACGUCGUCCUCACCCAGCUUCUGAUCUGGUAUGGAGUUGACAUCCUGGCGCGCGAUGCCCACGGGAACACUGCACUGGCCUACGCCAGGCAAGCCAUGAGUCAGGAGUGCAGCGACAUCCUGCUGCAGUACGGGUGCCCCGAGGAGCACUUCAUCCUGGUGGCAACUCCCAACCUGUCCCGCAAGAGUGGCAAUCGCAACAACAACAAUAACAACGGCGGAAGGAUGGACACCAAACUGCCCACUGUCAUUUGAGGAGGAGCACAUCAGACUUUUGUGUUUAAAGAGCAGCACUGAACAUCUCCCUUUUACAGCCUCGUAUCUGUGAAACCUCAUUCCACUCCUGAUUAAGUUCUCGAAGCAACGUAACGUCAUGAAGAGCCGGAGGAACGGGGAAAAGAAGAUGACCAGUCGCGGAUCAGCUCAUUGCUCAAAUGAGCCGAGGCUCUGUGCCGUCAAAAAAAAUUUAAAAGGAUCAGGAAUUGCCCUCCUGAAGAAGAACCCAGUAGUAGAGGGUGAAAGCUCUGAGCUUUACAAUACUGGGCCAGCAGGGCAAACUUGUGAAAACGGACAAGGGAAAUUGGAAUUUUCAGGCAUUGGCAAUUAGCUGUCAGUACGUUUCACCUCUACCAAACAGGUUGAUUCAGCUCUUCUGUGGAGGGCCCUUGCUGACAUAAAUCAGCCGAGAGCACAGAGUUUGUCAGGUUUGAAGCUCCAAUGAUGGUAUGUGUCAAAUCAGUUGUGGCUAAUCUGUCCGGGGAGAAUACUGGCUUCAUUACACUUGUAUAGUUCAGUUCUUCCAGCAUUACCACUGUUUAAUAGAACAUGAUUAGUCAUAAUAGAGAAAAGCAUAUUAGCUGAGGAGGUAGUUACAUGGCACGGUUCAAUGACUGCUUGGAUGUGAUUGCAAUAUUCUCACAAGAAGCACAUUAUCUCAGUCACGUUCUUUCCAGUCCUCGGAGCCCUCCUUCCUAAAUUCACUGUCAUAAUUUAGUGUCUAUUUAAUAUUUAGUCCUCUCCCUAUUCAAAAGAAAGGAAUGGGGUCCUUUCCCCCACCUCGCCCUCCCCUCCACACCAUACCCCUCUCCCCAGAUGCAAUCUGUUUAGUGAACGCAGAGACUGCUAGUUGUUGUGGGCCGGGUGCUGUGUUGCAAACAGAAGUGUGCUCUGUGUAUGAUUAAAAAGCUGUAAGCAGUAUGUAAUGUGCUGGUUGAAGGAAAGAAAGGGAAUUGAUCAGUCUUAGCCUCAUUUUUCAGUCACUAGCACACUGCCCCUCUGACCUGCGCUGUCAAUGGCAGCAUCAUCCAAAAUGGAUGGGAUGGUGCUUUUGUCCAAGGGAGCCUUUCCUGGAAGAAUUCUCUUCCUGUUUGUAAGUAUGAUGUAAACUCUGACGCUAUACUAUUUAAAUGUUGUACAUAAUUUGUUCAUUCCAUCCGGGAUUUUGCCUUUGAUUUUGCAGGGAGGGGAAAGGGGAUUAUUUGAAAACCCCGAUGGGAGUUCUUUACUCCGGCCACAGUGAAAUGGCUGAUCUGAUCUGUGAGUUGUUGGCAGUGUGUCAUUCUGCUCCUUGUUUUGAUGGUGUGAUGGGGGUGGGGGGUGGCAGUGGGACCUGGAAAUUGAGUUAUUAGUCAGCGAUGCACAAUUUAAACUCCAGUCACUUUUACAAUCCAGCAUUGAGUCCAAAUAAGAUGUAUUUUUCUAGUCCUUCCUUGUGCAUCCCAUGUGUUAGAUCCCUGGCACUGACUUGUUUAACCAGAAGAAUUUGAUUACCGUUGACAGACCUAGACUUCCUUCUAAAUGGUCAUCAAUAUCACUACACUGUUUGAGAACAAGAAGUAGAUUUUACACUUGUCCCUCCUGUAUGAUUUAAACGAUGAAUACUUCAGCUUGUCAGUUUUCAGUGUUUUGUGUAACUUUUUCAAUUCCAUGUUUCCUGGCCACUGUUGCAAUACACCCACCUCCUUAUCUUUUAUCCACUCUCCAGCUCUCAAGUCACCGCCCCUCCAUCCAGUUGAUUUCUCUCUCUGCCCAAAAAUGGACUGAAGGUGAAUGGUUCCGUUGGCUAAUCUUGACUGUCAAGUUGUCCUGGCCCUCAAACCUUUUAACAUACGGAAUCGAGUCUGACGAUCUCAGAACACAAUAUUGGCACGUGGACACUCUGCUCUUGCCCACCCUCCACAGCCAGCUGCAGGCCUAUUGCUUUGCGAAAAGUGGUGAGGGAAGAUUGAGGAGAGAAAUGCCCUUUAGCACUGCACCAUUUUGCGUUUCCUUCUAACUGAUGAAAAUUAUCGGAGAGGUGCAGGCACCGUAGAUUCAAUCAGAAAUAUUCUUGUCUUGUGUGUGUCUUUCCAAUCUCCUCCAUGCUAGGUUGGUAUUUGUGAAGACCAUGACAUGUUAGUUGCAAUAAGCAGCUUUAUAAAAUUGUGGUGUAGACUAUUGAUCAUGGAUUCUAGACAGAAAGGAAGAGGAUCUAUAGAUCUCUGAUACCACCUAACCACUGGUUUGAAUCCUAUGAUCACAGUUUAUUCAAACGUAGUUUGGCCAAGUUGAAUUGAAGUUGCAGCGUGUUAUCGGAGGAUUGGUGUCAGCCGAGACGUCCUAACUAAAAUCCCUGCCAGAUUUCCGCAGGCGCGGGUACCUUUGUGCCUCAUUGAAUUACCCUCAAAUCCUAUAAACUAAACACAAACACGCACAAUUCUGUAUGGAAGAGUCACAGGAUUCACCUGUAAUCUGUUAACAGGGAUGGGUGGCUUUCAACAGUCCAGCGUAUCUGUGUAUUUAGCAACCAGUUCGUCUCGGUGCCGAGUUGACAGUCUUGUAUUAAAGAUGACAGCUUUAUUUGACUUGACAACUAUAAUACAACAUACAAGGGAAUUUGCUUUCCUGUAAUUCACUCUUAAAAACAUGUUGUAGGUGAUGCAUCAAAGAUCAGAUAGCAUCUCACUCAUCCUAAACCAUUACCCUAACAAUCCUCCAAAUCCCAAAUCAUUACUCUGAUACUACUCCAAAUCCCAAAUCAUUACUCUGACACUACUCCAAAUCCCAAAUCAUUACUCUGACACUACUCCAAAUCCAGAAUCAUUACUCUGACACUACUCCAAAUCCAGAAUCAUUACUCUAACACUACUCUAAAUCCAGAAUCAUUACUCUGACACUACUCCAAAUCCAGAAUAAUCACUCUGACACUACUCCAAAUCCAGAAUCAUUACUCUUGACACUUCUCCUUGUCCCAAAUCAUUGCUCUACCACUCCUCCAAUCCCAAAUCAUUGCUCUGACACUCCUCCAAUCCCAAAUCAUUGCUCUGACACUCCUCCAAUCUCAAAUCAUUGCUCCGACACUCCUCCAAUCCCAAAUCAUUGCUCUGACACUCCUCCAAUCUCGAAUCAUUGCUCUGACACUCCUCCAAUCCCGAAUCAUUGUUCUGACACUCCUCCAAUCACGAAUCAUUACUCUAGCACUCCUCCAAUCCCGAAUCAUUGCUCUAAUACUCCUCUACUCUGGGUCAUUGCUUCAACAAUCUCUUCAGGUUUUGCAUCAUGAAUGUGACACAAUUCGAUGAACACUCCUUUGGGUCCUCCAUCUCAAAAUGACAUUGGUGAAAAAAACUUUUGGCAAAAAUUCACUGCCAUGUAUAUACACAGUAAAUAUUUCUCAGUUACAGUUGGCAAUCUGAUCAGUUUAAUAGUUUGUCGUCAUCCAAACCUAUUUGGAUUGCUAUUUUGGAAUACUGAUGUGUAUAUUCUCCACAUUCCUGCUUUGUAAUUCCUGUGUUUCUGGUUUGUUUAGGGAAUACAUCCCUAAAGAGUGCCAAGCCUAACUAUAAACGUAUUCCUAAUCGUGCUUUAUAAGCUGUGCCAGUCAUUACUGUGCCUGGAAUCAGUUUAUCUGCUGUUACACUAACCUGGAAUGUAUCUGUAAAGAGCUGUUAGCUGGCAGUCAUAUCUCAGUGUAAAUAGGUAUAAUAUGGACACUAUCAGAAUGAAUGGUUUCGGUUUUAAUAUUACCUCAUUUGGCAGUUCAUGUUUUGCAAUGACUAGAUGCUUUAUUUAUAUGUUUGUAAUAAUAAUGAAAGCUGUGUGACGUUGCCUGCAUUUUGCCAGUGAAGUUUGUUAGAUUGAGUUAUGAUUGACCAUACCAGUAUGUAUUAUGAUUUUGUGGGUCAACUGUACAGUACUCUGUUAAAGACUGUAAAGUAAUGUAAGGAGACUAAACUCUGUAAUUGUAAAAUGUCUCUUUUCAAUAAAAAAAAGCUUCUUAAU